Messenger RNA from Sporothrix brasiliensis 5110, 945 nucleotides. Its product is annotated as voltage-dependent anion channel protein 2. Gene Ontology annotation, cellular component: mitochondrial outer membrane. The transcript is spliced from 3 exons. NCBI's taxonomy places the organism in Eukaryota, Fungi, Ascomycota, Sordariomycetes, Ophiostomatales, Ophiostomataceae. The record is from RefSeq and is a predicted model, not a curated record. Gene Ontology annotation, molecular function: voltage-gated monoatomic anion channel activity. Gene Ontology annotation, biological process: monoatomic anion transmembrane transport. Bases 1 to 945 code for a protein of 314 amino acids.
AUGUCGGUCCCCAACUUCUCUGACAUUGCCAAGCCGGCCAACGACCUGCUGAACAAGGACUUCUACCACCUGUCCGCCGGCACGCUCGAGGUCAAGAGCAACACCCCCAACAACGUCGCCUUCAAGGUCAACGGCAAGAACAGCCACGAGAAGACCACCACCGGCACCUCCCUCCAAAAUCUCAGCGUCGUCCUGUCUCGCAUUGGCGGGUCCACAAGCGGCCUGCCCGUCGAGGCGGCGAUUGCGCUCUCCCCAAAAGUUUCGACCUUGCUAAUGUUUUACCGUCGCACAGGCCUGACCGUCACCCAGACCUGGAACACGGCCAACGCCCUUGAGUCCAAGCUCGAGCUUGCCGACUCGCUGGCCAAGGGCCUCAAGGCCGAGGGUGUCUUCUCGUUCCUGCCCGCCACCCAGGCCCGCGGUGCCAAGUUCAACCUGCACUUCAAGCAGAGCAGCUUCCACGGCCGCGCCUUCUUCGACCUGCUCAAGGGCCCCACCGCCAACGUCGAUGCCGUCAUCGGCCACGACGGCUUCCUGGCUGGUGCCUCGGCCGGCUACGACGUCAACAAGGCUGCCGUGACCAGCUACAGCGCCGCCGUCGGCUACCAGGCCCCCACCUACUCUGCCGCUGUCACUGCCAGCGACAACCUGAGCAUCUUCGCCGCCAGCUACCACCACAAGGUCAACAGCCAGGUCGAGGCCGCCGCCAAGGCCAUCUGGAACUCCAAGAGCGGCAAUGCCGUCGGCCUCGAGGUCGCCACCAAGUACCGCCUCGACCCCCUGUCGUUCGUCAAGGCCAAGAUCAACGACCGCGGUGUCGCUGCCGUCGCCUACAACGUCCUGCUCCGCGAGGGCGUCACCUUUGGCAUUGGCGCCUCGUUCGACACCCAGAAGCUCGACCAGGCCACCCACAAGGUCGGCACCAGCUUCACCUUUGAGGCUUAA